GGAUCUCUCCGGCGCUUCGAGGAGUGGAGACGCGCAGUGUCUCUGUGCGUCUCUUAGAGGAGGAGGUAUCAGCUGCCGGCAGGAGGGGAGCAACGAGGAGGAGCGGAAGAAGAGACAGCAAAGACAGACCUGCAUCGCAGACGACCAUUCCUUCACUGCUGGCGUCCUUUUCCACAGCAAAGCCACCUGCAGAAAAAAAACAAAAAAAAAAAAACGCUCCUUUUUUUUUGCUGCAGAUUUGAGUUGUUUUUUCUCUCCAAAGGCUCUCCAAUAUGUGUCGGAUCUAAACAUCUCUAGACACAUUAGAGGAAUAUCAGACUCCCCUGGUGGAUGUGGACACCUUGAAACUGUGGAACCAUGGACAAGAUAGUGAAUUUAUCCGUUUCAGUUCUACUGGUUUUAUGGGGAUGCGCGCUGGGAGGCUCGCCCAGUGUUCAGAUUGGAGGACUCUUUCCAAGGGGUGCGGAUCAAGAGUACAGCGCAUUUCGGAUAGGAAUGGUUCAGUUUGGCACCUCGGAAUUCAGAUUGACGCCCCACAUUGACAAUCUGGAAGUGGCGAACAGUUUUGCUGUAACCAACUGCUUCUGUUCACAGUUCUCAAGAGGAGUCUACGCCAUUUUCGGAUUCUACGACAAGAAGUCUGUCAACACCAUCACGUCGUUUUGCGGGACGCUCCACGUCUCCUUCAUCACGCCCAGCUUCCCUCUGGAUGGGAAUCAGCAGUUUAUCAUCCAGAUGAGACCUGAUAUCAAGGGGCCCCUCCUCAGCCUUAUCGAGUACUACAAGUGGGACAAGUUUGCCUACCUGUACGACAGUGAUCGAGGCCUGACGACGCUGCAGGUUGUGCUGGACACAGCAGCAGAGAGGAAGUGGCAUGUGACAGCAAUCAACGUGGGGAACCUGAAAGAUGAGAGGAAGGAUGAGGCCUACCGCUCUCUGUUCCAAGAUUUGGAGAACAAGAAAGAGAGGAGGGUGAUCCUGGACUGUGAACAGGACAAAGUCAAAGACAUCAUGGAGCAGGUCAUCACAAUUGGCAGACAUGUUAAAGGCUACCACUACAUUAUAGCCAAUCUGGGUUUCAUUGAUGGGGAUUUAACCAAAAUCCAGUAUGGCGGUGCCAACGUGUCGGGCUUUCAAAUUGUCGAUUUCGAUGAUCCUUUGGUGUCCAAGUUUGACCAGAGAUGGGAGGCCCUAGAAGAGAAGGAGUAUCCUGGUGCCGACAGUAAAAUAAGGUACACAUCAGCGUUGACGUACGACGCCGUUCAGGUGAUGACGGAGGCCUUCCGCCACCUGCACAAACAGCGCAUCGACUUCACCAGGAGGGCCAACAAUGGGGACUGCCUGGCCAAUCCUGCCGUUCCCUGGACUCAGGGAAUGGAGAUCGAGCGAGCACUGAAACAGGUGCGUGUGGAAGGCCUGACGGGAAACAUCCAGUUCGAUCAACAUGGCAAGCGAGUCAACUACUCAGUGAACAUAAUGGAAUUAAAGACGAACGGUCCCGUAAAGAUUGGAUACUGGAAUGAAGUUGACAAAAUGGCUGUCACCAAAUCGGAUGUCUUUGCAAAUGACUCAACAGGAAUGGAAAACAAAACAGUUAUUGUCACAACCAUCUUGGAAGCUCCGUAUGUGAUGCUGAAAAAGAACUCUGACCUUCUUGUAGACAAUGACCGCUACGAGGGUUACUGUGUAGAUCUGGCGGCGGAGAUAGCGAAGCACUGCGGCUUCAAAUAUCAACUGAAAAUAGUGAGCGAUGGGAAAUAUGGAGCCAGAGAUGCAGAGACCAAAAUCUGGAACGGGAUGGUUGGAGAGUUGGUGUAUGGGAAAGCAGACAUUGCUGUCGCUCCUCUGACCAUCACUUUGGUACGAGAGGAGGUGAUUGACUUCUCCAAACCCUUUAUGUCUCUGGGAAUCUCUAUCAUGAUAAAGAAACCUCAGAAGUCCAAACCAGGAGUCUUCUCUUUCCUGGACCCGCUGGCCUACGAGAUCUGGAUGUGUAUCGUUUUUGCCUACAUCGGUGUCAGCGUGGUGCUGUUCCUCGUCAGCCGCUUCAGCCCGUACGAGUGGCACACUGAAGAGUAUGAAGAUGGGCAGAUCCAGACCAAUGAGUCGACUAACGAGUUUGGCAUAUUCAACAGCCUCUGGUUCUCCCUUGGAGCCUUCAUGCGCCAAGGCUGUGACAUCUCACCUAGAUCACUGUCUGGGCGCAUUGUUGGCGGCGUUUGGUGGUUCUUCACUUUAAUCAUCAUCUCCUCCUACACCGCCAACCUGGCUGCUUUCCUAACUGUCGAGAGGAUGGUCUCUCCCAUUGAAAGUGCAGAAGACCUGGCAAAACAGACCGAGAUAGCGUAUGGGACUCUGGACUCUGGCUCUACUAAAGAGUUUUUUAGGCGCUCAAAAAUUGCCCUCUUUGACAAAAUGUGGACAUACAUGCGCAGUGCGGAGCCCUCCGUGUUUGUGAAAACCACAGCCGAGGGGGUUCUGAGAGUCCGGAAGUCCAAGGGGAAGUACGCCUACCUGCUAGAGUCCACAAUGAACGAGUACAUCGAGCAGCGGAAACCCUGCGACACCAUGAAGGUGGGAGGCAACCUGGACUCCAAAGGCUACGGGAUCGCCACGCCCAAAGGAUCCUCAUUAAGAAAUGCGGUUAACCUCGCAGUACUAAAACUGAAUGAGCAAGGCCUGUUGGACAAAUUGAAAAACAAAUGGUGGUACGACAAAGGAGAGUGCGGCAGCGGGGGAGGUGAUUCCAAGGAGAAGACGAGCGCCCUCAGCCUGAGCAACGUGGCUGGGGUCUUCUACAUUCUGGUCGGAGGACUCGGUUUGGCCAUGCUGGUGGCCUUGAUUGAGUUCUGUUACAAGUCCCGAGCCGAGGCGAAACGAAUGAAGAUGACCUUUGGGGACGCCAUGAGGAACAAAGCGAGACUUUCCGUCACUGGGAGUACUGGGGAGAAUGGUCGGGUGAUGACUCCAGAGUUUCCCAAAGCUGUCCACGCUGCCCCUUACGUGAGACCUGACAUGGGACUAAACGUCAGCCUGACAGAUCUGUCCUGAUCAAUGAGAAACUUCUGAGUGCCUUACAAUGGUUUCAAUAGAGCGAUUUUUUUCUUGUCCUUGCCCUCCCUCCUUCUGUUCUGGCGCUUUUUCUGUCUCUGUCUGGUGAAAAAGGAAAGGUAGGAGAUGGAGGCUUCAUUUUGUGUCUCACAAAGACUUGUAUUGUUGCUCUCUGUCUCUAUUUCGCACCGUAUAAAACACCUGUCUCUCUCUCUGGGUGGAAUUACAUCUCGGAAUAUAAAAUGGAGGCUCUUUUUUUCUAUACUGAUGACAUCACGCUUUCUAACUGUCUGGACUGAGACGGAAACGAGGGCUUGAUUGACGGCAACGGCUGCUUCUGGGAGUUUCAGUCAUCUCAACUGUGUUUGUGUGUCUGAGUGUGUGUGUGUGAAGAGCGUGGGUGUGUGUGCGUCUUGGGAAGAUGUCGUCAAAAACACACUGUUUCUGUAGCCACCACCGCCAAACAGGAUUUUCAAGCACACUUGAUAUCAUCUGCAUUAAGAUGUGAAAUUGUCCUUUUUUUUUCUAAGAAAAUCUAGAAAAAAGUUUAUUGAAAAAAAAUAUUUUUAUGUAUUUUCACAAAAUAGCUUUUAAAUAAACUUGCUUACAUACUGGUUGGAUAUAAACAUCUUGUGAGUAUUAAGAAAGAAAAAAAUACUAAACAGCUUCUAGUUCCAUAUUUUUAAAGCCAAAUACAUUGCAUAUGGGGCUGAGAUGUUGAAAUCAUGUAAUUAAUUCCUAUUCUAAACUUUCCUGUAUAUUUUAUUCUUUAACAUUUGGUGUUGAUAUGAAAUAUAUGUCAAUGCUUGACAUUUGGAAUCAAUCCUUCUAUGUUUUUCUUGUUAGAGUUGGUGCAGCGAUUUUUGCUUUAUUCUUUUGUCCCUUUGUUUGCUUCAGUGCUUUUGUUGUUUGUAUUUUUUCUGACGAGAACCAGGGUUGUUCUACUUUGAAGAGGAAAUUAACCUGUUUACACGCCAUCAAUGCAAAACAACAAAAAAAAAUAGUAUGGUCUGGUAUUAUCGCAUCACAUUUUGAAGUGACAUCAAAAAGAGGCAUCGACAUCCACAUGGUUUUACGUGGUGGUUUUAAAAUGCCAAAUAAGUAAGAGUGCCAAAUUCUAGUGCCAGUAGAUAUGAAUAUAGUCUUAAUAUAAUCAAUCACUGUCAUCUCAGUGAAUGUAAAUGAUACAUUCUGUAACUUUUGUAACUAGGUGUACAGUUGGUGGCAAUGACAGUGCUAAUACAAUAGCCUUUACGCUUUGUUUUCCAGUCUCCAUGUGUUUUGAAUUGAUCUGACAAUAAAGUAGCACCAGUUGCAUGUUGUUGCCGCAGAUACUACAUACGUUUAUUUCAUUACUGCCAAACAUGCGUUUUCAUUUUAAUGUUGAAGUUGUGAGGUUAAUUGUUUGAAAUUGGAAAUACAAUGUUAGACAUAUAUACAAUAUAUACAUAUAUACAUAUAUUUUAUAUAAAAAGUUUGAAUAUGAACAAUUAUAGCCCCUUUUCAUUAUGGCGUCAAAGCUACUCUGCUUCCAUUAAAUACUAAAUUUGGUUACUUAUUCAGAAACUACAGUUUAAUUUAUUUGUUUCAGUUAUGCAGUCCAUAAGUUACUUACCAAACUUAUACAGACGAGCACUUCUAAUUAUAAGACACCUUUUUAUUUUAUUUUAUUUUAUUUUAUGAAAUUGACCUAUGAAGAGUCCUCUACUGCAACAGAAAGGGAGGUGAACUGUAUUAUUAUUAUCACUGUUGUUUUUGUAAUCAACAAUAGAAACAUAUACCGUAGUUGCUUAUCAAUUUCAUCGCAUAUUCAGGCUAUUCUCACUGACAUUUUGUAUAUGGAAUGUGUGCUAACUUGUUUAUUUUUUGGGACUCUUUCUAAAUAAAAGUGGCUGAUCUCUUGUUA
This is a messenger RNA of Sebastes umbrosus (honeycomb rockfish), 4957 nucleotides long. RefSeq names its product glutamate receptor, ionotropic, AMPA 2b (gene gria2b). Gene Ontology annotation, molecular function: transmitter-gated monoatomic ion channel activity involved in regulation of postsynaptic membrane potential; AMPA glutamate receptor activity. The transcript is spliced from 16 exons. The coding region runs from base 358 to 3051 and encodes 897 amino acids. NCBI's taxonomy places the organism in Eukaryota, Metazoa, Chordata, Actinopteri, Perciformes, Sebastidae. Gene Ontology annotation, cellular component: AMPA glutamate receptor complex; plasma membrane; postsynaptic membrane. The record is from RefSeq and is a predicted model, not a curated record. Gene Ontology annotation, biological process: monoatomic ion transport; synaptic transmission, glutamatergic; modulation of chemical synaptic transmission.